CCCUGCAGUCACUAUAUCCGGUCUCCCCGGACCCUGCAGUCACUAUAUCCGGUCUCCCCGGACCCUGCAGUCACUAUAUCCGGUCUCCCCGGACCCUGCAGUCACUAUAUCCGGUCUCCCUGGACCCUGCAGUCACUAUAUCCCGGUCUCCCCGGACCCUGCAGUCACUAUAUCCGGUCUCCCCGGACCCUGCAGUCACUAUAUCCGGUCUCCCCGGACCCUGCAGUCACUAUAUCCGGUCUCCCUGGACCCUGCAGUCACUAUAUCCGGUCUCCCCAGACCCUGCAUUCACUAUAUCUGGUCUCCCCGGACCCUGCAGUCACUAUAUCUGGUCUCCCCGGACCCUGCAUUCACUAUAUCUGGUCUCCCCGGACCCUGCAUUCACUAUAUCUGGUCUCCCCGGACCCUGUAUUCACUAUAUCUGGUCUCCCCCGGACCCUGCAUUCACUAUAUCUGGUCCCCCCAGACCCUGCAGUCACUAUAUCUGGUCUCCCCGGACCCUGCAUUCACUAUAUCUGGUCUCCCCGGACCCUGCAGUCACUAUAUCUGGUCUCCCCAGACCCUGCAGUCACUAUAUCUGGUCUCCCCGGACCCUGCAGUCACUAUAUCUGGUCCUAUACUAUAUAUAUAUAUUACACACACACAUAUACACACACAUACAUACACACUGUGCUAGGCAGCACAGCGGCUAAAUGGUUAGCACUUCCACCUGGUAGUACUAGGGUCAUUGGCUCAGAUCCCACCUGCCUGGAGUUUGCAUGUUCUCCCUGUGCUUGCAAAAAAAAAAAAGAAAAACCUUUC
Staurois parvus is the source of this 801-nucleotide messenger RNA. The record is from the annotation of a GenBank genome assembly. Lineage: Eukaryota; Metazoa; Chordata; Amphibia; Anura; Ranidae.